Molecule: messenger RNA, 5154 nt
Organism: Cydia strobilella
Lineage: Eukaryota; Metazoa; Arthropoda; Insecta; Lepidoptera; Tortricidae
Gene: Vps4
Product: vacuolar protein sorting-associated protein 4
Exons: 2
Coding region: 164-1480 (438 amino acids)
Biological process (GO): endosomal transport; vacuole organization
Molecular function (GO): ATP hydrolysis activity; ATP binding
Source: RefSeq, a predicted model, not a curated record
UAACAUUAUAUGAUUGUGUCAUUUCGUUUUUCGUGACAAAUAAAUCUUAUUUGGAAAUCUGAUUUUCUGUUUUCUUACAAAUUUACGCAUUAAUUGGUUUGCUGCAUUGUUUUUAAAGUGUUUGGGAAAAAGUUAACCAAUUUUCUAAUGGUCAAAAUUUACAAUGGCUUCCUCUAACACUCUACAAAAAGCAAUCGACCUUGUCACUAAAGCCACAGAAGAAGAUAAAAACAAAAACUAUGAGGAGGCCCUACGUCUCUAUGAACAUGGAGUUGAAUACUUCUUGCAUGCUGUUAAAUAUGAGGCUCAAGGUGAACGGGCUAAGGAAAGUAUUAGAGCCAAAUGCCUUCAGUAUUUGGAUAGGGCUGAAAAACUAAAAGAGUACCUAAAGAAGGACAAAAAGAAAAAGCCUGUGAAGGAUGGUGAGUCCAAGAGUGAAGACAAAAAGAGUGACAGUGAUAGUGAUUCAGAUGAUCCUGAGAAAAAGAAAUUACAGGGGAAACUUGAGGGUGCUAUUGUUGUUGAGAAACCACAUGUUAAGUGGAGUGAUGUAGCUGGCCUUGAAGCAGCUAAGGAAGCUCUAAAGGAAGCUGUUAUCCUGCCUAUUAAGUUUCCCCACUUGUUUACAGGCAAAAGAAUACCUUGGAAGGGCAUCCUUCUUUUUGGGCCUCCUGGUACAGGUAAAUCUUAUCUAGCUAAGGCAGUUGCUACUGAAGCAAAUAAUUCUACAUUCUUUUCAGUUUCUUCAUCAGAUCUUGUCUCUAAAUGGCUUGGUGAAUCAGAGAAAUUGGUCAAGAACCUAUUUGAGCUUGCUCGUCAACACAAGCCGAGUAUAAUUUUCAUUGAUGAAAUAGAUUCUUUAUGUUCAUCACGUUCCGACAAUGAAUCUGAAUCUGCCAGGAGGAUUAAAACUGAAUUCCUUGUACAAAUGCAGGGUGUAGGAAAUGAUAUGGACGGUAUUUUAGUUCUUGGCGCCACAAAUAUACCCUGGGUUCUCGAUGCUGCCAUUAGGCGACGUUUCGAGAAGCGUAUUUAUAUUGCUCUGCCAGAGGAGCACGCUCGAUUGGACAUGUUCAAGCUUCACCUAGGAAACACAAAACACAUGUUGAGUGAGCAAGACAUAAAAGUCCUGGCUGCAAAAACUGAAGGCUAUUCUGGAGCUGAUAUAAGCAUUGUAGUGAGAGAUGCUUUAAUGCAGCCAGUUCGUAAAGUGCAAUCUGCAACACAUUUCAAGAAAACUUCUGGGCCUAGUCCUAAAGAUCCUAAUGUCAUUGUGAAUGACCUUUUAACACCAUGCUCUCCUGGUGAUCCCGGGGCUAUGGAGAUGACUUGGAUGGAGGUACCUGGCGAAAAAUUGGGUGAACCUCCAGUUACAAUGUCAGACAUGCUUCGAUCGCUAGCAACGUCUAAGCCUACCGUCAAUGAUGAUGACAUGGUUAAGUUGAAGAAGUUCAUGGAUGACUUUGGUCAGGAAGGUUAAAAAAAUUUUUUAAAGUUAUUGAGCACUUAAAUAAUUUGUAUCACAUGUUGAAAUAAUUACUGUUAAGCUCCUGAAUGUAACUAGCAGAAUGUAUGAAUUUUAUUUUAUGCUUCACAUGAUGAACUGGGGUUUGACAAAAGUACUUUUUAGAUUACCACUGGCUACUUGACAAAGCAUAAUCUCAAUUGGUUUACAAUCGCGAGCAAAUCUAGACGUGCGUUACGACCUCGGAUGUAAAAAAGUGGUUUAAUAAAAUAGGAAUAGGUUUGUUUACUAGCUGUAUAUUAUGCAUCUUACUUUAAAGUUGUUUACAGGGCAUUGUGUUUUGAGAAUGUCUGUAAUCUAUUUAUUUACAUGAGCACAUGAUCUAGAUUGAAUUGAACAAUGUGCCUGUUUAACACAUUCACUGCCUCGACCCGCUAGGCGAGUUCUUUGUUCGUAGGCGUUUUUUGCUACAUAUGGGUUUUCCCGUGUUAUCGGCUACGAAUGCCUAACGAAGCUCUUAGCUCGUGCAGACAGUGAAUGCUAGCAGUUUAAUACUAGUUUACAGUACAUAUGGUGCUACUUUACCGCACUAGUGCGAUAAUUAGCACAUUAAAGCCUGACCAGGAAUAUAUGAUCAUUGUCAAGAGGGCGUUAUUAUUCUCAUUUAUAUGGCAACAGUUCAGUAUAGUCUGAACAAUGUGGAUUGGCAACUCGUUUGACUUACAUCUACUUUUAUUCACCGUAAUCAAAAUCAGAACCCAUUUAUUUGGUAUCUACACUUUUUUUUAUAGUCAGUACUUUUUUUGCCGUUAUAAUUCAUGUAUUUUCUUACGUAUCACACAUAGGUUAAAAUCGUCUAAUAGGGGAUAUUACUGCAAUGUUCUGCCACCAGAGUGCAGGACAAGCCUUUUUAGUAAACCAUAAAGUAACUUAUACAUACUUAUAACUUUUAACAGGUUUUUGACAAGUUUUCAGAGAUAAUAAAAUAUGACAUUGAUGCACCAAGGCGGUUUGUAUACAGAGGACCUACCGGGAAACGCGAAUCCGAAAUUUCGCUAUCUGCCUCUUUAUCGCUCGAAUAUGCAAGAGUAACAGAGAUGUUAGAUAAAUAAAUUUUCUUGUUUCACAUUAGUUUCAGAUUGUGGUAGCGCCCUGGCGUAGAGUUUCGCGUAAUAUUCCCUAUUGCAUCUUCUUUUUUAUUUUUGGUUUGCAUAAAACCUCAGGAGGUACAACCUUCUCUCGUAAUCCGCAUAAUCGAUGCCUCCGAUUUACCUAGAAAUUUAUAUAAAUUUACAUAUAUUUAAUUUAGUCGUAACAUACCAGAUGGUGUGACUACUAUUAGCCACAACAUCAGCUCAGCUCAGCUCUAUAGCUGAAAAAAUAUUUCGUCUAUCAUGUUACUCCAUUCAAGGGAAGAGGCCUACAUUCAAGAUUGCAUUGGAUCACAUUGGUCAUGUUACUGGGUUUAUCUACACACAUAUCAUAAACCCUCUAUGAUGCCUUCAAAAUCCGUAAAUAAUGGCCAACAUUAAGAUCUGUUUUGUUACAGCAAAUUUUUUUUCUGUGGAAAUGUUAUUAUUGCUAAAUAAUAACAUCGAUUUCGAUAAUAUUAUUUUAUUCAAAUUUCGAACGUUUAAAAAACAAAGAAAUUUGAUUUGACCUCUAUUCUAAUAUCAGUCGAGAUGACGUUUUAUUCGAAAUGAAAUGUCAAUUGCAUACAAAUUUGACAAAUCUCGCUUGUUAGUUGGUAUCGAACGAUAUGGCAAUCGACCCCCACUCUAGUUUGUCUGAAUAAAAAAAAAACUACGGAUGCGUGACAUGCGUGAAAAAAGUUUUCUUUGCCGCCAUUUGACGUGCAGUUUAUCUUUUAAUUAGUUUGUAAGUAAAAAAUAAUUUGUUUUGUUGUUUUUAAAAUAACUAGCAAAAGUUUCGUGUAAAAUGUGCGAUAAAGAUUUUUCGGAGACGCCACUUCAUAUCCGCGAAUCCCCCCAGAAAGCAACUAUGCCCCAAUGUCGGCUGUAAUAUGAGGUUAGUGAAUAUAUCAUAGAAAGUUUAUAAUAUGUGUGUAGAUGUAGAUAAAGCAGUGUAUGUAACUGUACAUAAUUAGGCAUUAAAACACUCGUGUGAUUCUUUUAUGAAACUCACUACGUUCGUUUCAUAAACCCACACUCGAGUUUUAAUGCCUUUCAUUAUGUAGCAGUCACAUAAACUAUCACAUAUUCUGUAACCUUACAUAGGUUCUGCUACAUUGACAAUUAACAAGAUUGAUCGUCUCCAAAGCCCAUAGUAAAUAUUUUUCAAACUCAAAUUCACUGUGUUUCCUCGCUUGUAUAACAUAACACUACAAUAACUAAGUCGUAAUAGCCAGACUAUAAUGACAUUUCGAUUUGUUUACCUGUCAGCUCUGAUGUUAAGUUGGAAAUGUUUCCUAGUGAAAUAGUUUAAUUUCCCGAACUAUUCCUUUCCAGCAGUUUAUUAUUUCCACUAUUAACAAUGUUCCGGUCCUAACUAUGUAUAGUUUUGGGCCUUUUUGUCAUUUAUUAUUUAAUAUUCAACACUUAAGCAUUAUUCAAGUAAACCGCCACAAUGACACUGACAACAGUGACAACCUAUCAUUAAAAUUAUUGCCAGUGUAAGAAAUUGGUUCCAAUGAAAUUCCGCAACAUGGCGCAUGAUCAUAUAUUUCUGGUCAGCUUUACGCAUCUAUGACGAAAAUUUAAAGGGCCAUAUGUACUGUAAAAUGUUGUACGAUACAUGUGCGAAUAGGUAAUUUGUAACUCGUAUCGAUUUAAAACACUCCCUUCGGUCGUGUUUCUCGUUUCGAAUUUCCUAUUUUUCGCACUUGUAUCGUAAUGUACUAUUAAGAUUAAAUUGGUACGAGAACCUUUGCAUUUGAUUUUACGUAGGCAUAAAAAACGGUACCUAUUUCAAUUAAAUCACUUGUUUGUAGUAAGUAACUUAUUAAUUACUAGGGUUUAUUAGUUUUGGCAUGUUUGUUACGUGUUAAGCUGCAAUAAGUAGCUACACACCUACCUAAAAGUUCAUUAAUCAUAUUUGCUACUUUGGAUUGACUUGAUAGUAGGCGUGGUAGGAAAGCAGCUGAGAUACAUGUUAACACUUCAUCAUGCACCUUAAAAGCCCCAAGUUUUUAUUAUCUUCCGAUGCAGCAUAAUGUCUGCUAUUUUGGCAUAUGCAUUGCUUGUAUUGUCGAUAAUAUCCGUAUUUUAUUUGUCUCGUACGACUGUAUUUUAAAUAAAAUUUUAAGCUGCAAGGUUUUUUUAGCAUUGAUCCGUAUAUAUGUCAGGUAUUUCACUGGAUGUAAGUAAAUCUGUUCAUAACCUGUUCUGUGUUAUAAAAAGAUCUAUUAUAUAUAGCAAACAUCAAGUUAGGUACCUAUACCGCGCAUUGAAGAUGGGAUUUCGUCGUUUAUGUCCCUUUUCGUGUUUAGGCCUUAGGGUUCCGUAGUUAUAAUGACAAUGAGACCCUGUUUUUAUUUGAUUCGUAUUCUCUGAUAUUUGUCGAUCGUAAUAUUCGUAAUGCCUAGAAAGUCAACGGCUUCACGUUUGUCUCAUUAUAACAAGUUAAUUAGGUAGGUCCCUUAUAUUAUACUUAUGUGAAAUGUACUUUCCUCCUUUAUUUUUGUAAUAAUAUUGUUAAGAGAGUAUAAAUAAAUAUUAUUAAUUAAAACA